AUUUUGACACGAAUAAUCUGAUUGAAAAAUCAAGGAGGGGAAUGCAGGGCCCGGUGGGGAGAGGGAGAACAGCCAAGGGUGAAGUAGACAGACAGAGGGAUCAGCCCUUGGUAGAUAACAGGAGACACACAAGCCAGCUUAAGGGAGCCCUGAACCAUCACACUCCUCCCUGGGAGACAACUUUCAAGGCUAAACUUCUACAACCGCCCUUCAAACAGACCCUCCUUUUUUUGGAUCUCUGAUCCGGGGGUGAACGGAAGAUGCCGCGCUCAUUCUUAGUGAAAAAUAGGAAGGUGCACUCCUACCAUCACCGUGCAGUGGAGGACAGCAUCCUGGUGCCAAGGUUGGAUACAGGGACCUCAGCGUCCUUCUCCGACGCUAUUUCUGAUGACAGCAUCCCGGAAAGCAGCAAGGCCUUCCGGGCAGAUAGUCCACCAUCCUGUUCUCCAGAAGAAGAACUGCAUCUCCAGAAGGACGAGGAAGAACAUUUCCCUGUUCAGAGAAUAACACUGGGAGCACCAAAUCCAGAGGUGUCCAUCCCAGCUUUCAAACCUCAAGAGGAGAACGCUUCCGCUUUCUACAGCCCCAGUUUCGCCUGGAGUGCCUUCCGCCCUCCGCUUGGCUACCGAUCAAUGACUUCCACCAUGCUGGAGCGCUCCAUUCAUCUGUAUGGCACCCCGAUCCUCCCCGCGUCCGACCUACCUCUCGAUUACAGCAUGCCGUUCUCGCCCGAAUUGGAGACCUACCACUGUGUCAUAUGCAACAAAAUAUUCUCUACCCCGCAUGGGCUGGAGGUCCACGUUCGAAGAUCCCACAGCGGCACCCGGCCUUUUGCAUGCAGCGUUUGUGGGAAAACGUUCGGGCACGCGGUCUCUUUGGAGCAGCACACCAACAUCCACUCCCAGGAGAAAAGCUUCGAGUGCAAAAUGUGUGGGAAGACCUUCAAACGUUCCUCCACCUUGUCUACCCACCUGCUGAUCCACUCCGACACUCGUCCGUAUCCCUGCCAAUACUGCGGGAAACGUUUUCACCAGAAGUCGGACAUGAAGAAACACACCUACAUUCACACAGGUGAGCGGGGAGAAGCUGGACUGCACCAGUUUUGA
Molecule: messenger RNA, 1106 nt
Organism: Thamnophis elegans (Western terrestrial garter snake)
Lineage: Eukaryota; Metazoa; Chordata; Lepidosauria; Squamata; Natricidae
Gene: GFI1B
Product: growth factor independent 1B transcriptional repressor
Exons: 7
Coding region: 261-1106 (281 amino acids)
Biological process (GO): regulation of transcription by RNA polymerase II
Cellular component (GO): nucleus
Molecular function (GO): RNA polymerase II transcription regulatory region sequence-specific DNA binding; DNA-binding transcription factor activity, RNA polymerase II-specific
Source: RefSeq, a predicted model, not a curated record